AUGUUUCGCAACAUAAUUACGAAAUCGUUACCCAUUCAACAAACAGCUGCACGACGCAAUUAUGCUUCUACACCAUUCUUAAAAGAUUUUAUCACUUCUGAAGAAAAGGGUCCUGUCGAAACCUCGAUUGAGGCCAAGCUUAUUGAAGAAUUUGAUCCCUCCACACUGCACAUUGUUAAUGAAUCGCACAUGCACUCACACCAUUCUGCCAUGAAGGGCAACACAAACAAGGAAACCCAUUUUCGGUAUUCUUUGAUGCAACGCCAUCGCUCAGUCUACAAGCUUUUGCAACAAGAAAUUGAUGAAGGCGUCCACGCCCUUACCCUUAGAACUAAAACACAAGCAGAGAUCGAAAAGAAGGUUUAG
Zychaea mexicana is the source of this 366-nucleotide messenger RNA. Its product is annotated as bola protein. The transcript is spliced from 3 exons. NCBI's taxonomy places the organism in Eukaryota, Fungi, Mucoromycota, Mucoromycetes, Mucorales, Lichtheimiaceae. Bases 1 to 366 code for a protein of 121 amino acids. The record is from RefSeq and is a predicted model, not a curated record.